AUGCCAGACCCCACACAAUCACCCGCCUUCCGCACAAUCCUCCGCAAAACAAAAGUCCUCCAAGGACCCUUCCACCCGCUCAGCAUAACCAACACACCCGCCACCCCACACACAUUCUUCAAAGAAUGGUAUCAAGAAGCCCUAGACUCCAACAUCCUUGAACCACACGCAAUGACCCUCUCAACAAUCGACUCAUCAGGCUACCCGGACGCACGAGUCCUAAUUCUCAAAAACCUCGACUCACGCGGUUGGCACUUCGCUAUCAAAGCCGAUUCUCCAAAGGGCCAACAACUAGCCAAUAAUCCGCGCGCCGCGUUGACUUUUUACUGGCCGGCUAUGGCGAGGCAGAUUCGUGUUAGGGGGGGUUGCGGUGUGUUUGCCGGAUGA
Molecule: messenger RNA, 387 nt
Organism: Penicillium cosmopolitanum
Lineage: Eukaryota; Fungi; Ascomycota; Eurotiomycetes; Eurotiales; Aspergillaceae
Product: pyridoxine/pyridoxamine 5'-phosphate oxidase
Exons: 1
Coding region: 1-387 (128 amino acids)
Biological process (GO): pyridoxal 5'-phosphate biosynthetic process; pyridoxine biosynthetic process
Molecular function (GO): FMN binding; pyridoxamine phosphate oxidase activity
Source: RefSeq, a predicted model, not a curated record